Molecule: messenger RNA, 2343 nt
Organism: Homo sapiens (human)
Lineage: Eukaryota; Metazoa; Chordata; Mammalia; Primates; Hominidae
Gene: HMGB4
Product: high mobility group box 4
Exons: 2
Coding region: 1744-2304 (186 amino acids)
Cellular component (GO): nucleus; chromosome
Source: RefSeq, marked validated
AAGUGGUGUCUGCCAGAUUUCCCCGCUGUAAAGUUACUAUUUGUCCCUUUCCAUGUUCUAUUCAUUAGUAGUGGGUGGCUAAGUCCAGCCCACACUGGAGAGGGGGAGUGCCAUCUGUUUUUAUUCCUAUCAUUUCAAUUUGUUUAAUCCUCAUGGCUUUAUUAUCACCUCACUACUUUUUAGAGAUAUGGUUGUAAUGAGCUAGACUUGCCCAAAGUUACUCAGCUAGUAAAUGGCAAAGCUAGAAUUUGAACUUAUAUGUGUCUGGCUUAAAAGGCCAUGUUCUUUCCACUUCAUGUUACUGCCACCAAGUAAAGAGGAUCUCACAGUCUCCGAGGCGGAAGCUCCCUCUCAGCUUGUCUGGACAGUGUUUUUCAAAUCCAUUCUUGGAGUGUGACCCAUCAGUGGGUCAUGAGAAGAUGAACACUGAAGUCUUGGAACCCUGGGAAUGAACCUGGAAAAAUUCAAAAUAUGGUCUAGUCUUAGGCAAGUUUCCUUGUCCGGCUCAGCUGCUGAGACCACAUAUCUGGACCCUCAGUGCCCUGGCAACAGCUCUGUGCAGGCAGGAUGAAGCACAGGCUUAGGUCAAGCAAUCAGCCGUCAAAAUCCACACUCUCACCUGUGAGUGGCUGUUCAACCUUGAACAUGUUACUUUUUAUGUUAAUGAAACUCAGUUUUCUAGUCCUAUAAAUUUGGGGCUAUCAUCAACCAUUAAGUGAUAUUAAACCCAGUGCCACACAGGCAAGUACCUAGCAGUGUCCAAAGGCCCCCAGAAUGACACUUUUUCAUCUUUUCUCUUCCCUCCAAUUGAAAGACUAGUGGAAUAUCUGCAAUUACUUUGACCAAAAGCCAGAAGCCGGCCAGUUUGAGUGUAGCUGUUACAGCUUUGUGUUCUAAACCUAAGAAAUGGGGACCCCUCACAUGAGAGUGGGGAGGCUUCUGGAUGUGCUACAAAUUCCAUUUCAUUUUCAUGAACUCCAGUGUUAAUUAAUAAAAUCUCAAGGUUCUCCCCCCUCUUUCGCCUCACAUUUCUUCAGAGAAAUGAAGAGUUCCAACUCAUAGCCCAAGUGCUCAGGUUUUAAAUUAGACAACUUUGUCCUGACAGGAACCAAGUCACAGCUGUCAUACCUGAUUACUUUUAGAGUUACUACUAAACCCUUUGUAUGGCAUGAGCUGCCACUGUUCAAGGCAAACAGAAACACUUCACAUUUUAUCAUGACAGCCCUGGAUCUAUCCACCUCCCCAUGUUCAUUAUGCUCAGCCUGUCUUUGGAAGGGAUGAUGAGGCAUCCUGAAAAUCGUAUAGUGAGGAAGGCAGACCCCAUGGCCUGUCACUACAGCCUAGGGAUUUUAAGCCCCUAAAGUGCAGCAAAACCCACUGCCUCCAGGAAGCCAAGGAGAAUUAUUUCUGGGGGACAUAGCUGCCUCAUAGCCUACUAUGAAUGAACCAUCAUCUUUCAUGAGAGGCAAACAUUGACCCUCAAGUAACCAACCAAUACGAGCACCUGUACACAAAUGCCCACAGGUGUUGGCUGGGAUUGGCUGGCUUGUGGAUGAUGUCACAGUUUCCCUCCUCUGACUCAACAAUGCCAUCAGCACUGAAAAGGCUGAGCCCUGACUACAGCUCUUGCAGACAGAAAAAUUCGCUGCAAGUACAGCACUUUCUAGAUUGCUCCUGGAGUGUGGGAACAACAGUCUCUCCUGUCCACGUUACUGAAUCCAGAAAAAAGGUGAACUUACGAACAUGGGAAAAGAAAUCCAGCUAAAGCCUAAGGCAAAUGUCUCUUCUUACGUUCACUUUUUGCUGAAUUACAGAAACAAAUUCAAGGAGCAGCAGCCAAAUACCUAUGUUGGCUUUAAAGAGUUCUCUAGAAAGUGUUCGGAAAAAUGGAGAUCCAUCUCAAAGCAUGAAAAGGCCAAAUAUGAAGCCCUGGCCAAACUCGACAAAGCCCGAUACCAGGAAGAAAUGAUGAAUUAUGUUGGCAAGAGGAAGAAACGGAGAAAGCGGGAUCCCCAGGAACCCAGACGGCCUCCAUCAUCCUUCCUACUCUUCUGCCAAGACCACUAUGCUCAGCUGAAGAGGGAGAACCCGAACUGGUCGGUGGUGCAGGUGGCCAAGGCCACAGGGAAGAUGUGGUCAACAGCGACAGACCUGGAGAAGCACCCUUAUGAGCAAAGAGUGGCUCUCCUGAGAGCUAAGUACUUCGAGGAACUUGAACUCUACCGUAAACAAUGUAAUGCCAGGAAGAAGUACCGAAUGUCAGCUAGAAACCGGUGCAGAGGGAAAAGAGUCAGGCAGAGCUGAUGGAUCCAGUUUGAAAAAACAAAAUGCCAUUCAACCGUA